Molecule: messenger RNA, 1607 nt
Organism: Megalobrama amblycephala (Wuchang bream)
Lineage: Eukaryota; Metazoa; Chordata; Actinopteri; Cypriniformes; Xenocyprididae
Gene: prelid3b
Product: PRELI domain containing 3
Exons: 6
Coding region: 125-706 (193 amino acids)
Biological process (GO): phospholipid transport
Cellular component (GO): mitochondrial intermembrane space
Molecular function (GO): phosphatidic acid transfer activity
Source: RefSeq, a predicted model, not a curated record
UGCGCCAGAACGUGCGUCACCGGUGGGCGGGGCCAUAGUGUCAGUGUUCUGGAACAAACGGCGGAAGCGGCGCGGAGUCACCGAGCAGCCCUCGCGCUUUAACAUCUACCGUUCAUCAGGAACCAUGAAGAUCUGGACGUCAGAGCACAUUUUCAACCAUCCAUGGGAAACCGUGACCAAAGCUGCCAUGCAGAAGUACCCAAACCCCAUGAACCCCAGCGUGUUCGGCGUGGACGUGUUGGACCGCAACGUGGACCAGCAGGGACGCCUGCACAGCAAACGGCUGCUCAGCACUGAAUGGGGUCUGCCGUCCAUCGUUAGAUCGAUAAUUGGCAACACACGGACAUGUACGUACAUCCAGGAGCACUCCAUAGUCGAUCCCAAAGAGAAAACCUUUGAGCUCCAGUCGACUAAUAUCACCUUCACUAACAUGGUUUCUGUGGACGAGAGGCUCACAUACCGACCGCACCCGGAGGACCCGGAGAAGACCAUGCUUACCCAGGAGGCCAUCAUCUCUGUGAAGGGCGUCAGUCUGAGCAGCUAUCUGGAGGGACUCAUGGCGUCCACCAUCUCCACCAAUGCUGGAAAGGGUCGCGAGGCAAUGGAGUGGGUAAUCAGACGUCUGAACACAGAGAUCGAGGAGCUGGCCAUCACAGCGAGAGGAACCAUGCGGACGCCCAUGGCCGCGGCCGUCACCGAGAAAUGAGAGCCAGCGCAUGGCCUUCCUCUCUGUCGCUGCUCUUCUCUAUGUGUCUUUUUUCCAGUCGUGGAAAUUCAUUCUCCGCGUCCUACGCAUUCAAGCCUCUACAUUAGAGACUGUCGGGACGUCGAGCGACAGAGAGAGACGGUCCGGGGUUUAGACAUCGACCGCUGUUGACGCACAACAAGAAGACAACGAAGGGGAAGAGUAGAGCGCUCAUCCAUGAUGAACUCUCAAACGUAGUUUUAAUGAAUCAGUAUAACGGGACAUUUACACAGCGCGAACAGAUCGAUGCUCAGACGGAACGUAUGCCAUGAUCCAUUCGCCACGUUUAGCUCUGUUACACGAAUGCAGCUGUUCGACGCUGGCUAGCAUUGCGUCACCAGCACUUACACACUUGAAAAUUAGUAAUAUUAUAACUUAUUUUAUUACUAUAUUAUAUUGUUAACACUUAGCAUGAAGGAAGGGAACAAACUAGAUUUUGGAGGACCAUCUCAGACGUUGGAUUCUUCAGAACACGCCUCCUUAAAAAACAAAAGAGCACUAAAUGACAUAAAACUACAGAGAAUAGAAUCAUCAUCAUUCAUCAUCGAGUGACUCCAGAAUGUUCCAUGUACUGCUAAUGACCUCCUUCCCUCUGUAGUGAACAUGUGCUUUGACUUUAAUUGAUCAGGAGGCAGUUGGGAUGUUGGAUCCAGACGUGAGGCAUUCUUUACCCUCGGAGGGUAAAAUGUGUGUGAUGAUGGGAAACAGCAGAAAUAUAUGGAAGCUUGUUUACGCCACUAAAUACAAAAAAAUAAAAAAGGUAAUUGCAAAUUUAGAUCUCACAAUUCUGACAUAUUUUUUCAUCUCAAUUGGAUACUAUAAAGUCAGAAUUGCGAAUUAUAAAGUCAGAAUUUAGACUUUU